Rotaria socialis is the source of this 1854-nucleotide messenger RNA. Lineage: Eukaryota; Metazoa; Rotifera; Eurotatoria; Philodinida; Philodinidae. The record is from the annotation of a GenBank genome assembly.
AUGGCUGAUAUCAAUUUAGCAGAUCUUACAGUCUCUAUUAAUGUGAACAGCGGAUCAUCAUUCAUCGACAUUUCGACAAAAAGCGGUAUUACUUAUCAUAAUUAUAUUGUCAACCCGCCCAAUCCAAUUCCGAUCAAUGAUCAUAGUCGGCUAGCCUUUGCUGACAUCAAUGGGGACGGUUGGGAUGACAUCGUCAUGCAUAGCCUGUAUCCAAAUUUGCAAAAAAACAUCUCGCUUGAGCAUUUAGUAUUCAUCAAUAAUGGAGAUAGCACUUUCACUCAUUUUAGCGACAUAUCAGGCUUGCGGCAAGUGCAAGCUAGUUUUUUCGUGUUUGCCGAUAUAGAUAAUGAUGGUGAUCAAGAUGUGUUUGCCGGUCUUGAUUAUCCAACUGAAGGUUUAACCAACCAUAUUUAUUUGAAUGGCGGUGCUGGGCACUUCACCGUGCUACAAAAUUCAGGCGUUGAAGGCGAUCCAGGCAAUUCUAUUGCUGCAUGUGCUAGUUUUGCCGACUUCAAUAAUGAUGGCAUUCUUGACUUGUACAUAGGUAAUGGUGGAUCACUGAAAGGUGUCGCUGAUCAAUUGUUCUUCGGUAAAGGCGACGGCACGUUUAUAGAAGUAACGACCACUAAUCUGCUCGGCACCAAUCCUAAACAGCCGACAAACGGUGUGGUCGUAUGCGACUAUGACAAUGACGGUGAUGCCGAUAUUUUCAUUUCAACUUAUGGCGUGAGCAUUGAUUUUGGUCACAAGAUUUUGUGGGAAAACGAUGGCAACGGAAAGUUCACCAACAUGGCGGGUGCUCGUGGUAUUUUGGCGCAAGCUACCGGCAACUAUUGGUUACCUUCGACUGGUAAUGGUACUUUGCCCGAACCCGGCAAAGAUACCAGCACAUACGUCGGUUCGAACGGCUUUGGUAUCGAUUGCGAAGAUAUUAAUGGCGAUGGCUUAAACGAUAUUUUCUUGGCCUCAAUUUCACAUCCAGUUGAAUCUGAUUACAACCGUAAGUGGUCUGAUCCAACUCAGCUCUUGAUCAAUCAUAUCUUGAAUGGUAGCAAUCAUGUUUUCGUCAACGAAUUUCUGAAGCGUGGUUUGCCCUUUAAUGAGGGUGACAUUGAUGCCGGCAUUGCCGACUUUGACAAUGAUGGACGACUUGAUCUAGCCCUGACACGCGAUACCAAAUAUGAAUCUAAAUACACAUCUUUGGACCAGCUCGCGUGGUUUGGUCUUAUGCAACAAAAGAACGACGGUAGCUUUGAAAGCUUGGGUGUCAUUAGUGGUAUCAAUGAUCUCCAAGCGACUAAUAAAGCUGCUCGUAUGAAAGGUGGGCAGAAUUUCGGCUGGAGUGAUAUCGACCAUGACGGUGACCUCGAUCUGCUCGUGGGUGGUCGUGACCAAGGUGGCGGUCGCGCCAACUUCUUAUUUGAAAACAUUGUCGGACAACGUAAACCUUGGCUGGCAAUCAAAUUGGUAGGCAAUGGCGUGAACGUGAACCGCGAUGCAAUUGGCGCCCGCAUAACACUACGUUUUCCCCAUUGGGUGAUGAUGCGCGAAGUAAAAUCAAGUCGUGGGACCUAUAGUUCGGCCGAUACCCGCGUAUUGCAUUUCGGUCUUGGUGAUUUUGAUGAGGAUUUUACUCUUGAAGUGCGCUGGCCAGAUAGGACAUCGAAGACUUACAUUCGCAAUAUGUUGACGCUAAACCAUUUUAUUACGAUAGAUUACGACAUGGGACUACAGCUAACAAAUCCUGGAACGUCUUGUUUCCCAAAGAAAAAUAUGCUGUACUGGUCUGAACUUUCUUUAAUCAGUGCAUUUUUUCUUUUAUCAAAUACAUUGCAAUCUGGUAUCAAAAUAUAA